Messenger RNA from Ostertagia ostertagi, 261 nucleotides. NCBI's taxonomy places the organism in Eukaryota, Metazoa, Nematoda, Chromadorea, Rhabditida, Trichostrongylidae. The record is from the annotation of a GenBank genome assembly.
AUGCGCCAGGAUGCUUCCUAUUUUGACGAUCCAAACCACAACACAGGAAAUUUGACAGCUCAUCUCGCUUCGGACACACCGAAUGUGCAAGCUGCGAUCGAUCAACGGCUCGCAGAGGUGUUGCAAGGUGUUUGUGCUUUGGUGGCUGGAAUUGUCGUUGCGUUUUCCUACGGCUGGAACGUCGCUCCCAUUGGCUUAGCCACUGCUCUUCUAUUAGUCUUCGCUCAAUCGUCUGUUGCUCAAUAUCUAAAGUUCAGAGGA